AACGGUUUGUAUAUAAACUAACCAUAGGCACUUCCAACCUUCCAUCUAGCCAACUGGACAUACACCAAAACAACGGUAUAUACGAAUUCUCCAAACCAUGGCAGAUGAGUUCCAGACUGGGAUUUGCAGCGGAAACUGGUGGAAUUCCUCAAGGACUGGAUUCAGCGGCUCAUCUUCGCCAUGUUCUACGGCACUCAGUGAGAUGGGGAGCUUUGGAUGGACGGAGAUGGCGGAUAUGAAAUCUAGGUCAUGCGAGGAGUCUUCUGCUUCUGUUUCUGGCAGCUCGGUCGUUUUCCAAGAUACCCAGAAAGCACAAACGUCGGAUUCGAUUGGAAGUAGUGUAUUGAUCGAUUCGACGUUGCAGAUGGCAGGGUUUGGCCUUUCAUCUCCCACCAUCGAUUGGAGCCAAGCUUUACUUCGAAGUAGUGGAAGAACUGAAAGCAGCUUCCACGCCAUGCUUCAAGAAGAUCUAACCCCACGGACGAAUUUCCGUCAAGAAAUGGGAAUGGAAUCACCCAAAGAUUUCUCUGGUGGUGGUGAAGAUUCAUCCAUAAACGCAUUCAAGCAAUUAAAUCAGAGUUUUGGAUUAGAUCCACAUCGUUUGAGUUCUGGGAAUAACUCUGGUGACAGUACUAACAGCUUUUCAAUCAGCUCAUCUUCUUAUGGAUGCCCUUCGAACUUAUUGCAAGGUCUAUUUGACCCAGACCAGCAGCAGCAGCAGCAGCAGCAGCAGCAAGCUGCUUAUGACAACCGUCCAAUGAAUUAUGAAUCUCCGAUGACAUUCCGUUUGAAUUCGAACGAAUUUGCCGCUACAUGGCCUAAAUUCCCUCCAUUCCUUAAAACAUCACCUCCCAAACCGCAACCUUCUAAUCAGUUGCACUUCUCUAACAACGCUCCAUUUUGGAAUGCAUCAGCAACGACCAUCAGCGAUGUACGGUCAGGCCUUUUCCCUUCUCCACAGACCCAAUUCGUCGCUCCAGUCUUCGAAGAAAAACCCAAUUGCAGUAACCUUACUGCAAAGAUGAAAACAGAAGAUGUUCGAGAAUCCAGCUCACUGAUGAAGAAAAGCAGCACCGAGCCUGCAUUUAAAAGGCCUCGAAUUGAAACACCGUCGCCAUUACCGACUUUUAAGGUUCGAAAAGAGAAAUUAGGAGACAGAAUCACUGCACUCCAGCAAUUGGUUUCGCCUUUUGGAAAGACUGACACGGCAUCAGUUCUCUUUGAGGCCAUCGAAUACAUCAAGUUCCUCCAUGACCAAGUCCGUGCUUUAUGUUCACCAUAUAUGAAAAAUGGAGCUCCAAUGCAACAACCACAACAGCAGCAGCAACAACUACAACAGAAUUCUGAUAAAUCAAAGGACGGUGAAGGGCCGAAACAAGAUCUUCGAAGCCGUGGCCUGUGUUUGGUUCCAGUUUCGAGCACAUUUGCAGUUACUAAUGAGACUGCAGCCGAUUUUUGGACCCCUGCCUUUGGAGGAACUUUCAGGUAGAGAUAGAGAAGCUGAAAUGUUUCAGUAGUUCUAUGCAAGUAGGAUGUUAUCAGACCCAAGGCAAGUUGGGAAAGAUACCAUCAAGGAAGAAAAGAAAAACCCAGAUUAUUAGUAGCCUGUAAGGGAAAACAAAGCCCAAGAAAUGAAAAAGAAAAGAGAGGGAAAGAAAGGGUGGAUUACUGUGUGCGGUUUCCACCAUUUCUUAAAUGGUGGUGACUCUUCUACUGUACAUGUAGCAUGCAUGUCAUUCAAUCAUGACCGUUCAUGUUCAAAAAUCACAUUGAUUGGAAGAUCUUAACCGUUUUAUAUUGUCCAUUUGAGUUGGUGUCUAUACACUGCUAACCAUUUUACUCUUAACCGUCUAGAUGUCGACCAAUUUAUUAGAUGGUUAAGAUUAUCCAAUCAGUGUAACUUUCAUCAAAUGCACAGUUUGCGAUGGUCAUAGUUCGAACGGUCCAAGUGAUAUACAUUCAUGCUACAUACACGUGUGGACAGGUCACCACCAUUUAAGGAAUGGCAAAUAAAGCAAAUAGUAGCCCUACCCGAAGAGAAGGAAAAAAAAAAAAAACAAAACAAAAAACAAAAAACAAAGAAGGUAGUGAGCCAUGGAGAGAACAGGCCAUGUUGGGCCAGCUACAAGCAAAAUGAUGUAAGAUGGACUUAUAUUAUGGAAUGUUGGAAGAGAAUAUUUCGUUGUGUAAGAACUGAUACAAGUAUUAUAUUCA
Magnolia sinica is the source of this 2214-nucleotide messenger RNA. RefSeq names its product transcription factor bHLH112-like. The coding region runs from base 98 to 1489 and encodes 463 amino acids. Gene Ontology annotation, cellular component: nucleus. Gene Ontology annotation, biological process: regulation of transcription by RNA polymerase II. Gene Ontology annotation, molecular function: protein dimerization activity; RNA polymerase II cis-regulatory region sequence-specific DNA binding; DNA-binding transcription factor activity, RNA polymerase II-specific. The transcript has 7 exons. Lineage: Eukaryota; Viridiplantae; Streptophyta; Magnoliopsida; Magnoliales; Magnoliaceae. The record is from RefSeq and is a predicted model, not a curated record.